Molecule: messenger RNA, 2805 nt
Organism: Frieseomelitta varia
Lineage: Eukaryota; Metazoa; Arthropoda; Insecta; Hymenoptera; Apidae
Gene: Oat
Product: ornithine aminotransferase, mitochondrial
Exons: 10
Coding region: 260-2629 (789 amino acids)
Cellular component (GO): cytoplasm
Molecular function (GO): L-ornithine transaminase activity; identical protein binding; pyridoxal phosphate binding
Source: RefSeq, a predicted model, not a curated record
AAUUUGACAGUCUUGGAAAAACCUAAUGUAGAACAAAUAUUGUUAGAGGAGGAAAACAGAAAGAGAGAAAGAGAGAGAGAAAAAGAAAAAGAGAGGAUAUUUCGGAGGAUAGUUCGGAAUAAAUUCAAGAGCACAGAAGGAGAAGAGGUUCCGACUAGUCAGUCGGUCGUUGCAUUCAUCGAUCACUGGUAGCAACGCGUAGAUCCCGCUAAUACGAACAAUCAUUUGCAAAGAAGUACGUGAGCGGAAAGAUACAAAUAUGAUGUUCAGAAAAAUUGGUGUGAUAUCUAGAAGGAAGGAAUAUCUUUUGAAUCUGGUUUGCCAGGCUGAGAGAAAUCGUCGAUCUAUAACGUCACAAGAAGUUUUCGAACGUGAAUCAAAAUAUGGCGCUCACAACUAUCAUCCCCUUCCCGUUGCGUUAUGCAAAGCGGAAGGAGUUUUCAUGUGGGACGUUGAGGGCAAGCGCUAUUAUGAUUUUCUGAGUGCUUAUUCUGCCGUUAAUCAAGGUCAUUGCCACCCAAGAAUUUACAAGGUUUUGAUCGAACAAGCGAAGGUUUUAACAUUAACUUCUCGUGCUUUUUACUCGGAUGCAUUAGGAGAAUUCGAAGAAUAUGUUACGAAACUUUUCGGAUAUGAGAAAUGGCUUCCGAUGAACACAGGAGUAGAAGGCGGAGAAACUGCUUGUAAACUAGCACGCAAAUGGGCUUACACGUGUAAAGGUAUACCACAAUAUCAAGCGAAAAUUGUUUUUGCGGAAGGUAAUUUUUGGGGUAGAACAAUGAGUGCGAUAUCCUCAAGCACGGAUCCUAGUAGUUAUGGUGGAUUUGGUCCAUUCAUGCCUGGAUUCGAGGUGGUGCCGUACAACGAUCUCGCAGCGCUUCAACAAACUUUGGCCGAUCCUCAUGUUUGUGCUUUCAUGGUGGAACCCAUCCAAGGAGAAGCUGGUGUCGUCGUACCAAAGGAUGGCUAUCUGAAGGGUGUGAGAGAAUUAUGUACGAAGUACAACGUUUUGUGGAUUGCCGACGAAGUACAAACUGGUUUAGCAAGGACAGGAAAACGAUUGGCCGUAGAUCAUGAAAAUGUAAAACCUGACAUUUUGAUCCUUGGAAAGGCUCUGUCCGGUGGUUUCUAUCCUGUUUCUGGUGUAUUAGCCAAUGAUUCUGUAAUGUUGACUAUAAAGCCUGGUGAACAUGGCUCGACUUAUGGUGGCAACCCUCUAGGAUGCAGAGUUGCCCUUGAAGCGCUUCGCGUGCUAGAAGAAGAAAAAUUAGCGGAAAAUGCCGAAAAGCUCGGACAUAUUCUCCGAAACGAGCUUAACAAAUUACCAAAGAAUGUAGUUACUCUUAUUCUUAAAAUGCAGCCGAUUAUAACGUCACGAAUCUUUAAUUUAACGAAAAGAAUGAAUUUAAAAAGAUCUCUGAGUUCGCAAGAACUGAUCGAUCGUGAUAUGAAAUAUGGCGGUAGACAUUUCAAACAACUUCCGGUGGUCCUCGCGAGGGGCGAAGGCGUUUAUUUGUGGGACGUCGAAGGAAAACGGUAUCUCGAUUUUUUAGCGGGUUUCUCAACGGUCAGUCAAGGUCAUUGUCAUCCACGCUUGGUGAAAAUAAUGAGAGAACAAGUGGGGAAGCUCGCUCACACGUCCAGAGCUUUUUAUUCGGAGCCUCAUGGUGCAUUAGCAGAAUAUUUGACGAAGCUUUUGGGUUGGGAUAAAUUCUUGCCGAUGAAUACUGGAGUUGAGGCAGCUGAAACCGCUGUUAAGGUGGCUAGGCGUUGGGGUUAUAGAAUAAAGAAGAUACCUUCAGAACAGGCAACCGUUGUCUUUGCAAAAAAUAACUUUUGGGGACGUUCUAUAGCUGCGUUGUCUGCAUCUACAGACCCAAAUUGCUAUAUCGAUUUCGGACCUUAUGUUCCCCGCUUCGACAAAGUGCCAUAUAAUGAUCUUAAAGCUUUGGAAGAAAAAUUUGAACAAGAUCCAACCAUUUGCGCGUACAUGAUGGAACCAAUUCAAGGAGAAGCUGGUGUCGUGAUACCUGAUGAUGGUUACUUGAAAGGUGUACGAGAUCUGUGCAACAAAUACAACGUAUUAUGGAUUGCUGACGAAAUCCAAACUGGUUUAUGUAGAACAGGCAAACGAUUGGCGGUAAAUCACGAAAAUCAACGACCAGAUAUUCUCGUAUUAGGAAAAGCAUUGUCUGGAGGGUUAUAUCCUGUUUCUGGUAUUUUAGCGGACGAACAGAUAAUUAUGUGCUUAGAAACCGGGUCCCACGGUAGCACUUUCGGUGGAAGUCCACUUGGUAAUAGAGUCGCUCUAGAAGCAGUUAAAAUUUUGGAAGAAGAAAAUCUUGCAGAGAACGCGUACAAGCUUGGAGAAAUUCUACGAAAGGAAUUACAAAAACUUCCGAAAGACAUAGUGGUAGAAUUUCGAGGUCGAGGCCUGUUGGCUGGUUUAGUGAUCAAUAAAGAUUUUGCCGAAGGAUGGGAUAUUUGUUUGAAAUUGAAAGAAGCAGGUUUGCUGUCUAGACCCGCACAUAGUCAAAUAAUAAGAAUAUCACCUCCACUCACGAUCACAAAAGAACAACUUCAAGAAGGUCUUCACAUACUCACCACUGUCCUUAAAAACUACAAAUGAAUUAGUUAUCAUUAUACAGGUAACUCUCUUAUAGGUUUAUACAAAUCUAUCAUCUUGCAAUGAAAAAUCAUAACUCUUAAUCUUCCUGCCUUAAAAAAAGUAUAUAAUAAUAUAAAGUAUCAUCUAUUUUUGUAAAUAAAUAAUUGAUUUCUAAAAAAUAAAUUUACUUUUAAGUU